UGAAUAUUAAUCACAUCGUGCUCAACAAAAAUUGAUGUUUCCAGAACACAAGACGAAGGAAGAAGUGCGCCAAAACACCUAAAAAUCAAUCGGAGGAGAUCGAAUUGUUGUAGUUAACCGAUUCCGUCGACCAGAGUAGAGCACGAUGGCAGCCCCCAGCGGCGGCGGAGGUGGCAGAGAAGGCUCUGCGAAGGCUUCAGUGGCCGAUCAAAUCUCCCAGUCCGUACAAUCCACCUCAAAUAUUCUCCACCUCAUGCUGCAAACCUCUCCAGCCCAUGCGCAGCUAAUGAAGCUUCCGAAAAACCUUCUAGCCAAAACCUCUACGAUAAAGAAUACAGAAUUGGUACUGGAGCAGAUGCCUCGAGUUAUCUCAUCACUGGAUGAACAUGUGGAGAGCGGACUGCAAAGUGCCCCUCAUCUGAAUACUGUAGUCCAGUUACUUUCCAACAUGCAAAGCUGCCAGCUCAAGUCUUUGUCUGUAGCUCCGGUUACUCAACAAGAACCCGGAAUUUUAGAGCAACGUGUACAGGUGAACGAUCAACCUUGAAAAUUCUUGCUAAAACCUUUGGAUCGGUUUUUGAUUAUGGUCCCAAUGUUUUGAGAUUAAGAGAUAUUGAGAUAACUGGAUCAAAUAGAAGUUCAAGUUUAUGUAACUCUUAAGGACUAUAAUAACAAGUUUUGAUUUUAUUAUCUUUUUAAUAAAAAAAAAAAGGUUGCAAUAUAA
Messenger RNA from Erythranthe guttata (spotted monkey flower), 724 nucleotides. It is a transcript of the gene TOM2B, whose product is annotated as tobamovirus multiplication 2B. The record is from RefSeq and is a predicted model, not a curated record. Lineage: Eukaryota; Viridiplantae; Streptophyta; Magnoliopsida; Lamiales; Phrymaceae.